Musca domestica (house fly) is the source of this 2935-nucleotide messenger RNA. RefSeq lists its product as uncharacterized. Lineage: Eukaryota; Metazoa; Arthropoda; Insecta; Diptera; Muscidae. The transcript has 7 exons. Bases 488 to 2839 code for a protein of 783 amino acids. The record is from RefSeq and is a predicted model, not a curated record.
UGGCGGAUGACGACAUAGGCCGGCCACAUUGUGCGGAAGACAUUUCAUUUUCUCGAAUCAUGCCUGGGAAAUACGUACGUUGUUUGUGUAAAAUUACUGCUGUCGGUGUGUGUUUUCCUCACCCAUCAUUUUCCUCUGGGCCAUAGCACCGCACAAGUUUGCCUGUGGCAUACAUAGCAGCUAAUAGACAGACCGAGCGACUCUCUGGGAAAAACAAAAAUUCGCAUUUUUUGAACGCAGCCAGUCCAACGGGCAGUCUAACUAGUCAGUCACAUUCUGUAACUCAACACAACAGCAGCAGCAGCAGUAGUAUUUUUCCUCCCGAACCAAAAACAAAACGAAGCAUCUAUUUUAAGUCCAAGACAACAAUGUUCGAGAAAAUUAUUUUCGAUUAAUUUCACAAUAUUUUUAAUAGAACGCAUGUUUUACACGAUUUGCAAGGAUUUGGUAAUUUUUUUAAAAAAUUGAAUUACCUGUGGACCUGGCCAUGGAUGUUCCCGAAUUACCAAAGGAAUCCAUUGAGAGAUUGAGAAAACUAUUGAAAUCAUGGCGUUUGGAGUUUCUUUUGGAACAAUUUAUUGAUGAAAAAAUCGAUGAAGAAGUCUUGCAAAUGAUCGAUGCCACCCACAUAGACCUGCUGCUACACAAAUAUCCAAUGGGAGUGCAAAUACGUUUCUCACACAAUUUGGAAAAAUGGCGCCGAAAUAUUGGCAAACCUUUGAGGGCAACCUAUUUCAGGGAGUUCUCCACAACCCAUUUGAAUACCAAAGAAAUCUAUGGCGAAUCUACGUGUCCACAAACCACCACAUUGCCCAUGGAAGAUAAAGGCUAUCAGUCGUCUGAAAUUGCCGCCAGCCCAGAGGAUAAUAUUAGUAUAAUAUCCAAUGAAAUGUCUUCGUGGAAAACGAGCAGUGAAGAUCUUUCAAUUAUUACUGGAAAAUCCAAAGACAUCCAAGGAAAAACAAAAAAAUCCAGCAAAAUUGAUUUGGAGGAAAUCCUAACCAACUCCCCACCAAAUGGCCCGGAUCUGAUUGAACUCUAUCGCAAGCAAAAACAUUUCAAUCAUCUUGAUCGCAAACGUUUAAUAAGCACCAUUGUCAAUUAUUAUUUGGAAUGUAAGCUACCCAUGGAUCUGGCCACCAGUUAUGAUUUGGAAAAUGCCAUCCUUAAAAUGUUUCCAAAUGAAAAUUUACGAUUAUAUCGUUCAACGAAAUAUGGGAAAAUUAUUUGCCGCUACAAUCGGGAAAUGAAAAAGGAAAGGGAAUGCGAAGAGAUGCGUGAGAGGGGUGUAAAAGACAAUAAUGCUUUGGAUAUGUCCCAGUAUUUGCCAAAUGAAUCAUUUCUAAUGGAUGAAAAUGAUUCGGAAGAUCCUGAAGCGAAUGUCUUGAUUAAUCAUGAUAUUCUAAUACAAACCGUCCACCAAGGCCAAAAGAAGUUCACCAAAAUUCGUACACCGUUCUUCUACAAUAGCUUUCUCACAACUGCCUGUGAAAAUUUCAACAUUACCAAUGUUAACGAUUAUUGCCUGCAUAUAAAUGGCUGCGAGAUUGAAGAAGAUCGUUUUAAAAAUUUCAUUUUAAAAUUUUACAAAUCUCCAACAUUUAGCAUAGAAUUGAAAUCAAAAUUGAAUGCUGAAGAUAAACUAGAUUUAUCGCAACAUUUGCCGGAUGUGGAAUAUAUAAAAAAUAUACCAGCCCUUGUGCCAUUGGUGAAAAUGUAUAAGGCCGGCAAAAGAUUGGAAAAUGCCGAUCGUACCACCAUAGCCAAGAGUGUGAUCGAUGAGUGUUUGAAAAUUAAUCCAGGGCGAGUGUUAAAGAAGUCAGAUUUUUUGAUUUUGACAAAAGCCAUAUGCGAGCUAUUUCCCACUGAAGUUCCGUCCACCUAUUAUAUACCCUGUCAGAAUUCCAAUCCAGCUAGAGGCAAACUAUUCUAUACCUAUGCCAAUAAACGUUCUCUUUUGUACUCCACGGGACUCUUGGCACCAAAACCUCGGGAGAAACGUAAAAUAUCGUCGCUCUCCGAUUUGGAGGAUAGUGACAAAUCUCAUGACGACGAUGAUGCCAGGGAACGCCCAUCCAGACGCAAACGUUUGAAGGAAUCUAAAGAAUUUUCCAUUCACACUCCACUCGACAUGGAAACACUAAUGGAUAAAUGGCAAGAGUGCCAUGAAAGGAGGCGUGAAGAACUUAUGAACGGCAUCCUGACACCCAAGAAAUAUAUGAAAAAAUAUACCAUACUGCAGGGGGAACGAGGAUUGCGCCUCAUCGAAUUGGAUGUUCGUGAGCUGUAUCCCAAUAUGGAGAGUAUUGAGACAUGGUUGAUUUUGUACGAAAAAGUCGUGGCCAAAGUAAGGUCUGUGAAGAAGAUAGAACAUGUGCAGAAAAUUCUGUGGGAUAUUGAUGCUUCAGAGGAUAUAAGAUAUCGGGCAAGUUUGGCUUUAGACCUUCUAGUCUACAUAUUUCCCAGCUGUGGUCGUGUCUCAAAACCGGAAGUGCAGAAUCGCUUUCUUAAACAAUAUCAGAGCAUGGAAUCGCUGCUAAGUGACGGCUGCCCCCAGGAGCUGCAACUACGUUACGUCCAUCAAAAUCACAAAAUUGUCUAUGCCGAUUUCAUGGCCUGUGGUGGUUACAUUUUCAAAUUUCAUGACCUGCUCGAUGCCUUGACCCAUUGUUUCCACUACAUUAAGGCCCUGAAUUUGGAAUAUCCGAAAAUCUCACUGUAUCUUUGGCAAUUUGUACAACUGGCCAUAUUUCAAAUCGACAUUGAAUCAGGUCAAUUAACACAAAUCGAAAGUACUCUGAACGAUUUGCUACAAGUGCCAACAACUAUGGAAAUCUAGACCCUGAAUAGAUAAAUAGGAAAAUAUAGUUUUAGACUAAAAUGUUAUAUAGAAUUGUAUUUUUAUAUAUGUUGAUGUUUUCAUGUAUUUAUAUAC